Messenger RNA from Phaedon cochleariae (mustard beetle), 1999 nucleotides. The record is from the annotation of a GenBank genome assembly. NCBI's taxonomy places the organism in Eukaryota, Metazoa, Arthropoda, Insecta, Coleoptera, Chrysomelidae.
GGUGACAACUUCUUUCAAUACCUUAAAAUCAAUCUCCUUUAGGCGUCGAACCAAAAAGCAGUUGGGGAAAAAAAGUCCCAUAAUGCCUUCGAAGAAUCUUCUAGAAGUCCAAGGCAUUUUCUGACAAUUCUUACUAUACAGAUCGAGUAGAGACCGUUGAGAUGCAUAACCAGUUUCAGCAACAGAAAUAUCCGGGGGAUUCUCAUCAGCUGGAUUUGGAGUUUCGGCAAAUUCUGUCGGUUAUCAAACAGUUCAUACCGUACGUGGAUUCGAAUUCGCAUCUGUCGCUGUACCGCUCCUGGCUGGAGAAAUUGAGCUCCACCAACUCGGAUAAGACUGAGAGAAACAGGUAUUUGUUGGAGCUGGCAAGGCAGAUAAAGGAGAACAGCGUUUUCCCGCCCUUCGACCAAAGGCCGCCCAUCGGCCACUUGAAAACAUUUCCAGAAGUCGACAGUUACGUCAUCGAUGACUCUAAGGUAAAGGCAAACAACGUUCACUUGCGAUACCCAAACUUCAGUUUACAAAUGACAGGAGAAUUCAAUAACAUACCGCAACCGAUGCUUUCCAGCCCAUUGAAAAAACCAAACAAUUUCCCACGCCCGUACAAAACCAACAAUGACAUGUCAGAGCCACCUACAACCUAUCCAUUCGAAACUAAUAAAUUCUACGUUCCUCAAUUACACGAAAUGAAACAAGCUUAUAACGACAACAAUUUCAACUCGAGAGAACCAAAGUUUUAUUUGCACAACGAACGGAAAGCCAUUAUUAACGCUCCCCAAGACAUUAGUGGCAGUUGUGACGUCACGGCAGUGGAAAGAGACGAUAACCAUGCCGUACCGACGAAAGGCAACGCUGCAUCGAAAAAUGGCGUCCACGAAGACAGCUCGUGGUGCGAUUUAACAGAUACCAGUACUACUUCCAUUGUUGCCGAAUGUUUAGGUCGUGGGGAUGCUAUGGAGAGGGUUGCGGCUGCUGGAAACGAGCCGCAUGAAGUUGUACAGGAUGAUACAAUUGAUAUCACUUCGAAAUCACCGGAUGAAGUGGACACCAAGUUUCCAUUGAAAGACACCCAUUUCAUAUCAGCCGACUGGAAGAAAACGAUCGAGUCUCUUCAAAUGAGACUGACCGAAACGUUGAAUGAAAAUAACGAACUGAAAUCGGUGAUCCAGGCUUUGAAAGCGAAAUCGAAUUACGAGAGCUCCAACAAGGAGCAAACCGAGAUGAAGCAAAAAAUGACGGCCGAAGUUCAUGCAAAAGAAAUGGAAAUGUUGCGGAAAACCAAAAGCGAGCAAUUGAGGAAACUGGAAAGAUCUUACGAAUUCCAAAUCGAACAAAUCGAAGACAAUUAUAAACUGAAAAUGGAAGAGAUAAAAGCAGAUUCUGAGAUGAGGCUGAGGGAAUUGAAGCUAGAGUAUGAGGACGACAAAAAAGAGAAGGACAAGGAAAUUUAUCGCCUUUCUGACAUUAUUCAGCAACAGUGUAUAAGGAUGUCAAACGAAAUAGCCGCUUUGAGGAAACAAAUAGAGAAUUCCAUGCCAUGCAACAACAACCACAACCACAACCAUAAUAAUGUACCCGAAGAGAAAGUAUUUGUAUUGAAGAAAUGUGUUUCGAAAAUGGACAAACUGUUUCACAAGUCCGAGAAAGACUAUAUGAAACAAAUUGAAAAAUUGAAGCAAGAGUUGGAAUUGAAAGAUAAGGUGGCACAAAUUCAGUUGAGAACUCAGCGAGCCGAAUUAAUAUCGAGAACGAAUGCCGAUAGACAAAAUCAAAUCGAGGAGAUCGUCAACAAUUUGGAGGUGAAAUACAUCAAAAUGUUGGAAUUCCACGAAAAUCAAGUUUCGGAAAGUAAAAGGCAAGACGAAGAAAAAAUUGAGCACCUCAAAGAAUUACUGGAGAAAAAUAAUAUUCCGUCUAUGGUUUAGUGAUCGUUAUAAAUAAUAAUUGAAGUGUGUCAGUCAACUAGGUACCUAUGUGAAAAUAAAAAUUGUCUAAUCAA